This is a messenger RNA of Prosopis cineraria, 3413 nucleotides long. Its product is annotated as disease resistance protein RPV1-like. Lineage: Eukaryota; Viridiplantae; Streptophyta; Magnoliopsida; Fabales; Fabaceae. The record is from RefSeq and is a predicted model, not a curated record. The transcript is spliced from 6 exons. Gene Ontology annotation, molecular function: ADP binding. The coding region runs from base 268 to 3141 and encodes 957 amino acids. Gene Ontology annotation, biological process: defense response; signal transduction.
AGAGAAGUGAAGGGUGUGGAAUCUUCUGAUCUCUGAAUCUGAAGAACUUGUUUUAAUAGAGAACGGAAAGCAAGUCUGCAAUUCCCUGUCGAAGCUGCCAUUUUCGAGACCUUGUGAGCUCUUUCUUUUGCUUCUUCCAUCCACGUCCAUUCAGGAUUUAUCCCUUCACGGGUGGAUAAAUUAGCUAACAAAAACAAUAUCAUUAUCUUGAGAAGGUAAAGUCAACAAACCAAGGUCUAGUUCAGGUUGAAGCAGAAAUUGCUAACCAUGAUUGCAGCAAUUGGUUCGGUGCUGUUGGCUGCAGCAAUUGCUUCAGUGCUGUUGGCUGUAGCAAUUUUUAGAGCUAUUAGAACAUCUCCUCGUUGUAAAGAUGAUGUUGAUUCUACUUCCACGGCUUCUUCUUCUCAUGUUGACACUGCUCCUCCUGCAACCAAGUACGAUGUAUUUCUUAGCUUUAGAGGGGAAGACGCUCGUGACAAUUUCACUGGUCAUCUUCGUGAAGCACUUCGCAAGGCAAACAUUCGAACUUUUAUGGAUGACAAGCUCCCCAAAGGAGAUAAUAUCUCACGAAUUCUUUUGAGAACAAUUGAGGAAUCAGAGAUCUCUCUGAUUAUAUUCUCUGAAAAUUAUGCUUCUUCGACAUGGUGUAUGGAUGAACUCAUUCACAUCAUGGAAUGCAACCAUACAUAUGGAAGGAUUGUCAUUCCUAUUUUCUAUAAUGUAGAUCCAGCAGAUAUUCGUAAACAAAAUGGGCGUUUUGGAAAUGGAUUUGCUAAGUUGGAGCGAAGUUUUAAACGCAACAAAGUGACAAAGUGGAGAAAUGCUUUGGUCCAAUCAACAAGUCUCUCUGGAUGGGAUUCCAAGAGUGUUAGGCCUGAAUCUGAACUUGUUAAAAAGAUUGUUGAAGACGUUUUGAGAAAAUUGAAUCGGAAGUCAUUCGUGCAUGUUAAAGGAUUAGUUGGGAUCGAUCAUCAGAUGAGGAAAAUUGUAGGGCUACUAUGUGAGUUUCGCCUUGUGGGAAUAUGGGGCAUGGGUGGUAUUGGCAAGACCACUCUUGCCAAAGUUGUGUUUGCCUAUUUGAAAGCACAAUUUGAAGCUUUCUGUUUUGUUGAAAAUGUUAGAGAAGAACUAGCAAGAAUUGGAUUGGAUGAAUUGCAGGGAAAAUGCCUUAAAGAAUUACUGAAAGAUGAGGAUAUCAACAUUUACAAUAUGAAAUCAGAUUUUGUGAAAAGUAGGCUCCAGCAGAAAAAAAUUCUUCUGAUCCUUGAUGAUGUGGACAAGUUCAUCGCAGUUGAAGAUUUGAUCAGAGUAUGUGAAUCAUUUGGGGAAGGAAGCAGAAUUAUGAUCACAUCAAGAGAUGAGCAAGUGCUGAAGAAUGCUUGUGCAACAACAUAUUCAGUUUCAAAAUUGGAUUCCAAGGAUGCCCUUGAUCUCUUUAGUUUGAAAGCUUUCAAGCAAAAGGAUGAGCCAUCUAAAUGCCAUAUGAGGUUGGCAAAUUGUGCAGUGGAUUAUUGUGCAGGAAAUCCCUUAGCCCUCACAGUGUUGGGUUGUUAUUUUCAUGGUAGAGGAAAACAAGAAUGGGAAAGUGCAUUGGAUAAACUAAAUCAAACUCCUCACAAUGACAUUGUUAACGUGCUGAAAUUGAGUUUUGAUGGACUUGAUGAUGAGGAACAGAAAGAAGUGUUUCUUGAUAUAGCAUUUUUAAUCAAGAAACAACAUGAUUGUUCUUUGAACACAAUAAGACAAAUACAUGGCUCUUCUGCAGAUAUUGACACAAUUGUUCUUAGAGAGAGAUCCCUCAUUUCAUUUCAUGAUAAUUAUGACUAUAUUGAGAUGCAUGAUCUUGUGAGGGAAAUGGGCCUUCAAAUUGCAAGGCAACGGUCAUUCUCUGAUCCUAAACAUCCUGUUCGACUUUGGAGGCCCAAGGACAUUGAUGAUUAUUUUUUUAUGAGUAACAAGGGGGCGGAGGCAAUUCGAUGCUUGUCGGUGGAUAUGAGCAAGAUAAAAGAAAGGACAUGGAGGUCUAUUAAAUUUCAAAAGAUGUAUAAUUUAAUAUGCCUGAAUGUUUACAAGUCUGAUUGGUGGAAGCCUUUAGAGUUUAAUAUUGGGAAAGAUGUGGAUUAUCUUUCGGAGGAACUAAGGUUUCUUAAUUGGGAAGGAUGUCCUCUAUCAUAUGUGCCAUUAAAACCGUGUUCACAGAAUCUUGUUAAAUUUCGAAUGCCUUAUAGUCAUAUUCAACAACUUUGGGAAGGAGAUAUGCAUUUUCCAAAUUUAAAGGUGAUCGAUGUAAUUGGCUCGAGAUGUCUCACAACACUCCCAGAUCUGUCUCAGGCCCCAAAUCUUGAAGAGUUAGAAGCUAUGGGUUGUGUAAGUUUGGAUCAAAUCCAUUCUUCAACUUUCAUGCCCAAGCUUAAUGAAUUAAGCCUAUUUUGGAGUGGGGCAAAGCAGAUAAAGAUGGGUGGCACUAUGAAAGGGAGAAGUGUGGGGAUGGUUUUUAUCUUCAAUUAUUUGGAUCUUCACAAGUUGGCAUUCAAUAAAGUGAGGACGAAGGUGUUGGCAUGUGACGAGGGUAGGAUUAUGUGGGGUUUUGAACAUAAGCACGUGCACAUGCCAUUGGAGAAUAGGGAAAUGGCAGAGCUAAAAAUAGGAGCACAGAGGUUGGCGUGUUUACUUCCAUUUGUUAGGACAGUUAGUUGGUCAAAGGGUCCAACAGAGUUUGGGGAUUUCAACCAUCAUUAUACCUCUCACUUCUCUCUUGAGAAAAGGUUACGCGAUGAUGAUUCAAAACUAGAAGUAACGGUAAGGAGACGUAGUGGAGAAAGCGAAGACGAGCGGUGGCCUGACUCAUUAGUAAAUGUGGAGGUAAGGAGACGUGGUGGAGAAAGCAAAGAUGGGGGUCCAUGGGGAAGAGAGGUGGGUAAUGAUGAUAAUCAUAAGGGAGUUGAGCAAGAGGAAGUGUUGAUGUCACAAACAAAUGACACUGAUGAUGAUAUGCCACUGUUCACACUUCCCAAUGCCAUUACUCGUUGGUCACUAUUGACACAAUUGAUGUUAAAGGAGAGUGAAGUUAUUGGCAAAGCAGGAGACAGCAGCAUUCCUCAAGUUUCAAUUUUGAGAUCACUUGCGCACUCUCACUCAUAAAACGACUCCGCCUCUCAUGGAUCUAUCACUCCUUCUUGACAUUCCGCCACCCGCUGAUUUUCUUUGUUGUCGUGAUUUAAGCUUCUUUUAUUCCUUGCCCUGGGAUGAAGAAUGUGAGAGUGAAGAAUUUGAGAGUGAAGAAUUUGAGAGUGAUCAGUUGAGCUGUUUUUUAAAUUACUGGGCUAAGGAUUUUACUUUUACUCUUUUCUAUUAAAUUAAAUAGUAUCAUCAUCACUCCAAUUUUAUUGCAAGGUGGUGUUCACUUUAAUCAA